Arvicola amphibius (Eurasian water vole) is the source of this 3275-nucleotide messenger RNA. RefSeq names its product EPH receptor A7 (gene Epha7). Gene Ontology annotation, cellular component: plasma membrane; neuron projection. Gene Ontology annotation, molecular function: transmembrane-ephrin receptor activity; ATP binding; protein binding. The coding region runs from base 32 to 3028 and encodes 998 amino acids. The record is from RefSeq and is a predicted model, not a curated record. NCBI's taxonomy places the organism in Eukaryota, Metazoa, Chordata, Mammalia, Rodentia, Cricetidae. Gene Ontology annotation, biological process: cell surface receptor protein tyrosine kinase signaling pathway; protein phosphorylation; axon guidance. The transcript has 17 exons.
UGCAGCCUAAAAUCAAACCUGCUCAUGCACCAUGGUUUUUCAAACUCGGUACCCUUCGUGGAUUAUUUUGUGCUACAUCUGGCUGCUCGGCUUUGCACACACGGGGGAGGCGCAGGCUGCGAAGGAAGUACUCUUACUGGACUCUAAAGCACAGCAAACAGAAUUGGAAUGGAUUUCCUCUCCACCCAGUGGGUGGGAAGAAAUUAGUGGUUUGGAUGAGAACUACACUCCGAUAAGAACGUACCAGGUGUGCCAGGUCAUGGAGCCCAACCAGAACAACUGGCUGCGGACUAACUGGAUUUCUAAAGGCAACGCACAAAGGAUUUUUGUAGAAUUGAAAUUCACCUUGAGGGAUUGUAAUAGUCUUCCCGGAGUACUGGGGACUUGCAAGGAAACCUUUAAUUUGUACUAUUAUGAAACAGACUACGACACCGGCAGGAAUAUCAGAGAAAACCUUUACGUAAAAAUAGACACCAUUGCUGCAGAUGAAAGUUUUACACAGGGUGACCUUGGUGAAAGAAAGAUGAAGCUGAACACUGAGGUGAGAGAGAUUGGACCUUUGUCCAAAAAGGGAUUCUAUCUUGCCUUUCAGGAUGUAGGGGCUUGCAUAGCAUUGGUAUCUGUCAAAGUAUACUACAAGAAGUGCUGGUCCAUUAUUGAGAACUUAGCUGUCUUUCCAGAUACAGUGACUGGUUCAGAAUUUUCCUCCUUAGUUGAGGUUCGUGGGACAUGUGUCAGCAGUGCCGAGGAAGAGGCAGAAAAUUCACCCAGGAUGCAUUGCAGCGCGGAAGGAGAGUGGUUAGUACCCAUUGGAAAAUGUAUCUGCAAAGCAGGCUAUCAGCAAAAAGGGGACACGUGUGAACCCUGUGGCCGCAGGUUCUACAAAUCUUCGUCCCAAGAUCUUCAGUGUUCCCGUUGUCCAACCCACAGUUUCUCUGACCGGGAAGGCUCCUCGAGAUGCGAAUGUGAAGAUGGGUACUACAGAGCUCCUUCGGACCCGCCCUAUGUCGCAUGCACGAGCCCCCCCUCUGCACCACAGAACCUUAUUUUCAACAUCAAUCAAACCACUGUAAGUCUGGAAUGGAGUCCUCCAGCAGACAACGGGGGAAGGAAUGAUGUCACCUACAGAAUAUUGUGUAAGCGGUGCAGUUGGGAGCAAGGCGAAUGUGUUCCAUGUGGAAGUAACAUUGGAUACAUGCCCCAGCAGACGGGAUUGGAGGAUAACUAUGUCACUGUCAUGGACCUGCUUGCCCAUGCAAAUUACACUUUCGAAGUCGAAGCUGUGAAUGGAGUUUCUGACUUAAGCCGAUCGCAGAGGCUCUUUGCAGCUGUUAGUGUCACCACUGGUCAAGCAGCUCCCUCGCAAGUGAGUGGAGUAAUGAAGGAGCGGGUGCUGCAGCGGAGUGUGGAGCUUUCCUGGCAGGAACCAGAGCAUCCCAAUGGAGUCAUCACCGAAUAUGAAAUCAAGUAUUACGAGAAAGAUCAAAGAGAAAGGACCUAUUCAACACUGAAAACCAAGUCCACCUCAGCCUCCAUUAAUAAUUUGAAGCCGGGAACAGUGUAUGUUUUUCAGAUCCGGGCUUUCACCGCUGCAGGUUAUGGAAAUUACAGCCCCAGACUUGAUGUUGCCACACUAGAGGAAGCCACAGGUAAAAUGUUUGAAGCAACAGCAGUCUCCAGCGAGCAGAAUCCUGUUAUCAUAAUCGCUGUGGUGGCUGUAGCAGGGACCAUCAUCUUGGUGUUCAUGGUGUUCGGCUUCAUCAUUGGAAGAAGGCACUGUGGUUAUAGCAAGGCUGACCAAGAAGGGGAUGAAGAACUCUACUUUCAUUUUAAAUUUCCAGGCACCAAAACCUACAUUGACCCUGAAACCUAUGAGGACCCAAAUAGAGCUGUCCAUCAAUUCGCCAAGGAGCUAGAUGCCUCCUGUAUUAAAAUUGAGCGUGUGAUUGGUGCAGGAGAAUUUGGAGAAGUCUGCAGUGGUCGUUUGAAACUUCCCGGGAAAAGAGAUGUUGCCGUGGCCAUAAAAACCCUGAAAGCUGGUUACACAGAAAAACAAAGAAGGGACUUUUUAUGCGAAGCCAGCAUCAUGGGGCAGUUUGACCACCCAAAUGUCGUCCAUUUGGAAGGGGUUGUUACAAGAGGGAAGCCUGUCAUGAUUGUGAUCGAAUUCAUGGAAAAUGGAGCCCUGGAUGCAUUUCUCAGGAAACAUGAUGGGCAAUUCACAGUCAUUCAGUUAGUAGGAAUGCUGAGAGGAAUCGCGGCUGGAAUGAGAUAUUUGGCCGAUAUGGGAUAUGUUCACAGGGACCUUGCAGCUCGCAACAUUCUUGUCAACAGCAAUCUUGUUUGUAAAGUGUCCGAUUUUGGCCUGUCCCGGGUUAUAGAGGAUGAUCCUGAAGCUGUCUAUACAACUACUGGAGGAAAAAUUCCGGUAAGGUGGACUGCACCUGAAGCCAUUCAAUAUCGGAAAUUCACCUCAGCCAGUGAUGUGUGGAGCUAUGGGAUUGUGAUGUGGGAAGUAAUGUCUUAUGGAGAACGACCUUAUUGGGACAUGUCGAAUCAAGAUGUCAUAAAAGCAAUAGAAGAGGGUUAUCGUUUACCAGCGCCCAUGGACUGCCCAGCUGGACUUCACCAGCUAAUGCUGGAUUGUUGGCAGAAAGAACGGGCAGAAAGGCCAAAGUUUGAACAGAUAGUCGGAAUACUAGACAAAAUGAUUCGAAACCCAAGUAGUCUGAAAACGCCCCUGGGGACUUGUAGUAGGCCCAUAAGCCCCCUUCUGGAUCAGAGCACUCCGGACUUCACUGCCUUCUGUUCGGUUGGAGAAUGGCUGCAAGCUAUUAAGAUGGAAAGGUAUAAGGAUAACUUCACAGCAGCCGGUUAUAACUCACUGGAGUCAGUGACCAGGAUGACUAUUGAUGAUGUGAUGAGUUUAGGGAUCACACUGGUUGGCCAUCAAAAGAAGAUCAUGAGCAGCAUCCAGACUAUGCGAGCGCAAAUGCUGCAUUUACAUGGAACAGGCAUCCAAGUGUGACAUGCAGUUCUCCCUCGUGUGGAGCUUAAGACUGCAGGAGAACUGUUCUGGCCUUCAGUAUAUGCAUAGAAUGCUGCUAGAAGACAGUUGAUAUACUGAGUCCUUCCUACAAUAAAGAGAAGAUUUUAGAAGCACCUACAGACUUGAACUCCUAAGUGCCACCAGAGUAUACAAAAAGGGAAUUUAGGAUCCACCACUGGUGGCCAGGAACACAGCAGUGACAAUAAACAAAGUACUACCUGAAAAA